AUGCUGCCUGGGAGAGCGGCUAAUGUCCGGCACUGUAUCCUGACGAGCCGCUGGCUGCCCGCGCUCCUGGCACUGCUCCUCCUCCUCUCCUCCAGCCUCAGCGGCGCUCACAGCACCACAGUGGAGCACGACUUCCACAUCGUUCACAAUGUGGACAACAGAAGUCCAGAGAUAGACCCGUUCUGGUACGUAGGGCGCGGGGUGAGACCCAUCGGCCGCUUUGGGAAGAGGCACAGCGGCGGGAUGCAGCCGGUGGUCAGGACGCUGGAGCUGCUCCUCAACAGCCUCAGAAACAGAGAGAACCUCGAGAAAGCGCUGGAUGGAGAAGACAGGGAUUGGCUACCAUGA
Molecule: messenger RNA, 348 nt
Organism: Pleuronectes platessa (European plaice)
Lineage: Eukaryota; Metazoa; Chordata; Actinopteri; Pleuronectiformes; Pleuronectidae
Gene: prlh2
Product: prolactin releasing hormone 2
Exons: 2
Coding region: 1-348 (115 amino acids)
Molecular function (GO): hormone activity
Source: RefSeq, a predicted model, not a curated record